Anopheles darlingi is the source of this 2769-nucleotide messenger RNA. RefSeq names its product protein O-mannosyltransferase 1 (gene rt). The transcript is spliced from 4 exons. NCBI's taxonomy places the organism in Eukaryota, Metazoa, Arthropoda, Insecta, Diptera, Culicidae. Gene Ontology annotation, molecular function: dolichyl-phosphate-mannose-protein mannosyltransferase activity. The record is from RefSeq and is a predicted model, not a curated record. Gene Ontology annotation, cellular component: endoplasmic reticulum; membrane. Gene Ontology annotation, biological process: protein O-linked glycosylation via mannose. The coding region runs from base 246 to 2633 and encodes 795 amino acids.
GGCUCCUCAUCUUCGCCCCCGAAAUUUCAGUCAACGAAUGGUCGCACGAUCGUGCUGAUCGUGUGUUUCGUGCACGCAACGGCCGUACCUACACAGCGAUCCCACGACUUACAAGAGGCUGCGCGAUUGCGUAAAACGCAACCUUUCGGAUGGGCCAACCACCAGUGACCAGUGAAGCUAAUUCGUUCUCUUAACGUUGACCAUCGCAACGAGCCCAUUAGCUAUUCCCAGUUCCCAGUGCAACGAUGGAGACGAUCGAGGGCAGUACGGUGCGCAAUCGUAAAGCACAGCAAAAGAAGCCACCAAAAAGCGAGGAGGAAACAACCGAGGUACGAGACGAAAACCUUUCGAGCAACGAAAGACAUCAACGACCAAGUGACGAACCCUCGAGCAAAACGCUUGAAAACGACGACGACGGGAAGGAGCGCAAACGAUCCACCAGCACACCGGAAAAGCAUGAACGUGACGUCGAGAAUGAUCGGUUCAGUGUUACGGUCAACCUGCAGUUCAACGGUGCCACCGUGGGUCUGUUUUUGCUUUCCUUCCUAACUCGAUUCUACAGUAUCGGCUAUCCGGGAGGUGUUGUCUUCGAUGAGAUACACUUUGGAAAGUUCGUCUCGCUGUACCUCAAAAACACCUUCUACUUCGAUCAGCAUCCACCACUGGGGAAGCUGCUGAUAGCGGGCGCAGCCGGAACUGCGGGCUACAGUGGGAGCUUCGAGUUCCCCAAAAUCGGUAGCGAGUAUGAUGCGUCCGUUCCCGUGUUUGCGUUACGCUUCGUACCGGCAUUAUGCGGGAGUUUGCUGGCACCGAUCGUCUACUCGAUACUGCGCCAGAUGAAGCUAGGCCAAGGCAUCAGCUUACUCGGUGGACUUUUGAUCGUUUUCGACAAUGCGCUACUGACGCACUCGCGCUUCAUCCUGGUGGAAUCGAUUCUGCUGUUCUUCGCGGCACUGGGCAUCCUGGCGAUCCUGAAGUUCCUCCAGGCCGAACCAUUCAGCGCCCGCUGGUGGACCCAAGGGACGAUCGCGGCCAUCUCACUCACGGCUGCCGUUUGCGUCAAGUUCGUCGGUUUCUACAGCUACCUGCUGGCGGUGUACAUGAUGGGACGUCACGUUUGGCAGGAGUUGCCCGAUCGACGUCGCUCCAGUAUCUACCUGACGCUAAAAGUGCUCGCAAUGGCGACGCUCGUACUGUGCGUCUCGGCCGCCAUCUAUCUCGGUUGCUUCUACGUACACUUUGCCACACUCUACAAAGCGGGUCCACACGAUACGGUGAUGACGAGUGCAUUCCAGGCAUCGCUGGAGGGUGGCCUAGCGUCGAUCACCCGAGGACAACCGCUGCGCAUCCAGCACGGUUCCCAGAUCACACUAAAGCACACGCACGGACGCGUCUGCUGGCUCCAUUCGCAUCCGCACGUCUAUCCGAUCAAGUACGCCGAUGGACGAGGUUCGAGCCACCAGCAGCAGGUCACCUGUUACGGGUUUAAGGACGUUAACAACUGGUGGAUCGUAAAGCGACCGGAAAAGGAGGGUCUAAUGGUAGGCGAAGAUCCGGAUUACAUCGAAAACGGUGACAUCGUACAGUUGGUGCACGGUGUGACAAGCCGGGCACUGAACACACAUGACGUCGCCUCCCCAAUGUCGGCCCUAUGCCAAGAGGUGUCCUGUUACAUCGACUACAACAUCUCGAUGCCGGCCAAUCUGCUGUGGAAGGUGGAAAUCCUGAACAGCAAGGAUUCGAGUGGCAAAUGGUUCGCGAUCAGCUCGCAGGUUCGGUUCAUUCACGUCAACACGACGGCGGCGCUCAAGUUUACGGGCGAGCAGCUACCGGACUGGGGUUUCAAUCAGUUUGAGGUGGCCGCCGAUCGACGCCAGUACACGAUCGAUACGAUCUGGAAUGUGGAGGAGCAUCGUUACACGCAGCACAGCGACAAGAAGGAGGUGCUGAACAAACUGCUGACGACGGAGAUGAUACCGACCGAACGGACGCGCCUCUCGUUCUGGAACAAGUUCUACGAGCUGCAGAUGAAGAUGUUGCUUCACGCGGAUAAGGUUGAGGGUCACAUGUACUCGUCGGAACCGCACGAGUGGCCCCUGAUGGAUAAGGGGAUCGCUUACUGGAUCGAUGCUGAUUCGAAUGCGCAGAUACAUUUGCUCGGUAAUGUGGUGCUUUGGUAUUCGGCUACGAUCGCGAUCGCGCUAUACGUGGCUUUCCUCGUGUUUUAUCUUAUCCGUCGAAGGCGUCAGUUUUAUGAUUUGGAGCCAGCAGAAUGGGCACGCUUCAGGAUGGGCGGUGAGAUUCUGCUCGUCGGCUAUCUGCUUCACUAUCUGCCGUACUUCUUUGUCGAGCGCACGCUGUUCCUCUACAACUAUCUGCCGGCGCUGCUGUUCAAGAUACUGCUGCUUUGCUUCACCAUCGAUCAUACGCAGAUGGUGCUGCGGAAGUUUGUGAGCUCACGACCCAAGCUUGCCGGACUGUUUUGGGCGUUCGUUGGUGUGUGGUUCGCUGGUGUACUGUACUUCUUCCGACGCUACAGCGCGCUGAGCUACGGUAUGACGGCCCUGUCGGCCGAUGAUGUGCUCGAGUUGCGGCUCAAGGAUACCUGGGAUCUGAUCGUCCAUAAGCCCUAGGAGGAGCUGACGACGACUCUCGGCACUCGGUAGUUAUUUCGUUGAGAUUCGUACAUUUUACUAUUAAAAAAUACUCUCGCGUUGGCGAAACUUCAAUAAAGCGUGGCUUUCCUUUUGGACAUUUUUGAACAAAAAA